CUUCUUAAAAAAAUUGCGAAUUUCAUACGAAAUCGUCGUACGGAAGAAGGCCUUUUCUCUUUAAAUCCUUCAACCUUUCGCCAUUCGAAUUCUUCCAUCUGAUGAUUUUUCUCAAUGGUUGGCAACACAAAAAUGACACGAUUGGAUGAUCCUAGUGGUCUUAUUAAAAUUUUCUCCUUUGAGUGAGGGUGUUCGAUCAUCCAUUUGAAGUCACAAAUUGGACAGCUAUGAUUAUCUGAGGAUCUUCUAUAGCGUGCCAUCAGCAAUAGGUCUACUGGAUGGAUAGACUGGAUUGAACAGCCAUACAGUGAUUACCACGUUGCAGCUGCAGCUGACUACCAAGUGUAGCUUAGAGAUUUCGAAGAUGGCUGGUCAGAAACUUUGUUAUGUUAUUGUUGUUGACGAAGAAGCCGAAAAGGAUGUGGCAGGAGCUCUAUGUUAUCAUCCUCAGUCAAAUACAUCAUUUUGGUACACACGAUCCAUUCUGCAGAGCGUGUUGCAGCUGGUGGGAUGCAAAGUAAACCACGCUUUCAAGAUCUCUAGAAGAGUUUUCGACGUCUUGGAGGGUGAAAGCCGGCAUUUCGCUAUUAAUUUCCAAGUGAAGGAAACCUCAGCCAGUGAUUUGGAUGGAUCUGCAUGCGGAAGACAAUUGCCUAUUGAGGAUAUCAAACAGUCCACAACUCGGAUCUCUCCUAAGAAGGAGAGCGAUCUAUUAACAGAAAAUAAUGAUAAGCCAUUUGAUCUUUAUAAGAAACAAGUGACGGUUACAGUGACGAGGGCCAGGUUCUUGGAUGCCAUUUGCAGUUCUCUUGAAGAGUAUCAUUAUGUCGGACCAAGUCAACGUGCCGAUAUCUAUCUGGCAUGCAGGCUUCGUGAAAGGAAGGAAUCAGUGACCAUUUUGCUUUGCGGCACUAGUGGAUGCGGCAAGUCAACUCUUUCAUCUUUACUGGCCAGCAGGCUUGGUAUUACGACUGUUAUUUCUACCGAUUCAAUACGCCAUAUGAUGAGAAGUUUCGUCGAUGAAAAAGAAAACCCAUUGUUGUGGGCAUCUACGUAUCAUGCAGGGGAGUUCCUAGAUCCCACCGCUGUUGCUAAGGCAAAGAUGAAGAAGAAAGCUGUCGGGUCAUCUACUUCAUCUGGGAAUGGCAGUUUUGCAGAAUCAGCAGCAACACAAGAAAGAACAGAAGCAACAAAGGUUGACGUUUCCAACAAAAAAGACACUGCUUCAAAUCUCACCAUUGAACAGGUGGGUUCCAAGAUACUCGCAAUCGAAGGCUAUAAGGCACAGAGUGAAAUGGUUAUUGAGAGUCUCGACAGGCUAAUCACAAACUGGGAGGAUCGCAGAGAAUCGGUAGUGGUUGAGGGAGUGCAUUUGAGCCUCAAUUUUGUGAUGGGUCUUAUGAAGAAGCAUCCAUCCAUCAUUCCAUUCCUUGUGUACAUAGCUGAUGAAGAGAAGCACAUGGAGCGAUUUGCUAUUCGUGCCAAGUACAUGACCCUUGAUCCUUCCAAAAACAAGUACGUGAAGUACAUCCGGAACAUACGUGCCAUACAAGACUACUUAUGCAAACGGGCCGAAAAGCACUUGGUUCCAAAAGUGAACAACACCAAUGUCGACCGCAGUGUGGCAUCCAUACAUUCAACCAUAUUCAGCUGUUUGAGGAGGCGACAGGCGGGUGUAUGCUUAUAUGAUACAGCUACAAACACUGUUAAAGCUUUACAUGAAGAAUACUGCAAGCAAUGCGAUUCCAAUUCAAUUGGUUCAAAGGGGAUGUUUCGGAUGAUCCAAAGACAAGGUUCAGUACGGCGGUACAUGGCAGUUUUCAACUCAGACGGGUCUGUUGCCAAAGCAUGGCCUUUCUCAUCCAUGGAUGAAAAUGCAGAGCAGACUUCAGCCAAUGGCAUUAAGAAUGCUGUUGGAAGUCCAAUCUAUGGGCCGCUCCAUGUUGAGGAAGCCGAGCCUGUUAACCUGCAGUUUGGUAAUUUUGGAAUUGGAUCUUGGCCGAAUGGCACAGAAGGAACUAGCUACACAAGUAGCCUAAACGGUUCUAGAGUUGAAGAUGAGGAGGUUUCACGAUAUGCUUCUUCCUCGAGUUCACCAUUGCAUCCCGAUGGGCAUGCGAAAGAGCUCACUGAUGAAGUAGCAGUGUCGGAAAGUGAGGAAGAGCCUCUUCAAGAUGAAGAUGAUGAUUCCAGUGAGGCUACCGAAGAGCGUGAAGAUGAGUUUGGGGGCGAGGGCUCAGUUGCCGAGUCAUCGGCGAGAUCAGAUGAAGAGUACGAGGCAGAUCAGAUGGAAGAAAAAUUUGACGCUGAUGCUACAAGAUUACAAUCAGCAGUUUCAGGCAAUCCUACCAAUCUCUGUGAUUGUUGCGACAGAGAGUCUAAUAGCUGCAAAUAUUAUACAGGGACUCUAUCCAUGAGACCAUUGAGAAAACCAACUCGCAAUGGCGGGUUGUACAGACGAGUCUGGAGCCUUCCUCAUCUAAGAAAUCGCUUGAACAGGAAUAAGAAUAUGAGCUCUCCGAAACUCUCUUUGGAUGUAUCAAAGGAUGGAUCCAGCUGAUGCAACUAACACGUGCAUGCUCUCAUUUUCUGCCAUGUAGCAAUGGAGUUCUAAUAAGCCCAAAUGCAACUCUACACGUGGUUGAAUGUGGGACAUUUGAUCUGUGCCUCACAUCAAAUGACCCAAGAAUCAGUCCAGUGCUGUCACCAUACAGGCUACUCACGUCGGUCAAAUAUGGAAGGUUCACAACUUUUUUUUUUCCCUCAAACUUCCCGUUGUUUUGUACAUGUGUGGCCCAUUUGGUGUUUGACCGGCCUGAAUUUUGGGCAAGGCCGGCUAUCUACACAACAGGCCAUGCCUGAUGUGCUGCUUGGAUGUCUCGCACGUGUGCCAGGUUGUCACGUGUAGAGUUAUGUGUGCCAGGAAUUCUCGUCUUCAUUGUCUUCAAUGACAGUAAUGCGCAUCAAUGAAAGAAAGAAAGAGAGCUGUCGUCAGUGUCUUGAGUACUAGCAGAUUUUAAGUUGGUUUACUGCCGAGUCAACAACAUGAGCCUAUGAGAUUGUUUCAUUUAUAUUUUCGUACACCUAAUUCUCUAAAAACUAUUUUCAAAAAUGAAAUAUCUUGCUAUUUUAAGAAAGUUGCCAAACCCCAUUGAAACUUCAAUGUCUUCUCAAUUUCAUGAAAACAUCCUCAUAUUUCAAAAUAUUCUAGCAUCACAAUAAUAUCAUUAUAUUUUUCUGAUAAUUCCUCACUUCUACUACUUUCAUUGAAAACACGAAAUUUCUUACUUCCUCGAACCACAUAUUUCGUAAGUCCUUGAAAUAUACCUUGCUUUUAUCUUUUACCAAUUAUUUAUUUAUUUCCUAAAUUUUUAAAAAAAAAAUAUUUUUCAUUUCCUACAAGAUUUUCCCAAAUACAUAAAUAAAAAACCCAAAAUUUUAGAAUAUCUUGAGAAACUACUGGGGCAAGAAGUUGCUCAAAACAAGUCAAGUUAUUGAUCCAAUAGGAAACAACACAAAGAAGAAUAGUAGACAACGAUAGAGGGAAUAGAGGAAUUGGCGUUACUAUCUCUUUGGAGACAUCCGAUAAAAUUGGAACAAAACAAAGAAGAUUAGCAUGGUUCCUGCGCAGGUAUGCCAUACACUCAUAGCAAGAAAGGCAUAAUAGAGGAAUCACAACAAAUGAAUAUCACACGCAAAAGCAUAUAUACUUCCCCUGAUAGAGAGAAUCUUUUGAGACAUCCAACAGAACUGGAACGAGGCGAAAGCUUUGCAUGGUUCCUGCACAAGGAUGACAUUCGCAAAUCAAGAAAUGCAGAAUAUGGGAAUCAUAAUAGAUGAAUUUCACACCCACAAGCAUAUAUACUACCCAUAACAUGUAAAUUGUCCAUAAUUACAAAAAAAAAAAAAAGAAAGAAAAAAAAAAGUGGUUUAAUUUCAUCACUCUCCAGCACAUUUAUUUCCUUACACAUGAUCGCUUUAUUUCCACACCUACAAAUCCCCUAGUGUUCAAAAACCCAUCUAAAACAACCCCUACAAUUGGAGAUAGAAUUUCUUCUUCUUCUUUUUAAUUUCCCCUUGGUUUGCAGAGAGAACCCUAUCACUUCUUUGUCUCCUCCUACAUUUCUACCUUGCGUCGGUGUUUCCUUGUCACCAUUUUAUUUGUUGGAGAUGUUUAAUCAUUUUUCUCAUUUAUUUAUAAACUACUAAAAAACCACUAAUACAAAAACUUCUAACUUUAGAACUCUCUUAACUUGCUAGUUAAUGAAUACUUAUUUAAACCUAUUACCCCUCAAAUUAGGUUGUGUUUGGUUGCAUCAAAAUCAUGAAAUUUCAUGAUUAAUCAGCCUUAUUUGGUACAAAAUAUGAUGAUACAAUGUUUGGUGAAACCAAACACACCUUAAAGGAUAAAUGGUUCAAAGUAGACCUAUUUGGAUUGUGAAUUACAUUAGUAAUGUCCUGUAAAAGUGCAAUGAUUACAAAUUCCUUUACCCGUGUCUUGAAAACAUUGCAUUUGACUGACAAUUCCUAUGUUCAGUUUAUCGUGGUAAAAUCAUAAUAAUGAUACGUUUCCAUUACUUUAAUGUCAAAUCGUAAUGUGCUCAUUUUGGAUAGGAUAUUUCCACUGCAAUAUAAAAUUGUAAUGAUUAUAAAUUCCUUUACCUAUCUCUUAAUGCUUUUGCAUUUGACAGUCGAAUCGCUUGUUUAAAUGAUUGUGGUAAAAUCAUAAUGAUGACACUUUUAUAGUAAUGUAAUUCACAAUCCCAAGAGAUUAUAUAUGCAAAACUUUCUAAAACUAAAGAUCUUCUACACCUUCCCUAAAAGCCUUUUAUUAAUGAUGAUGGAAUGUUUAUUCAUGAAGCAAAGGAAAAACAAGAAUAGGAACAGGCAAAUGUCGAGUUACCCUCUUUUUCACUACCUUUGAAACAACACUAAAACGAGGAGAAAGAAAAGAAACAGAUUGUGUUUGGCAUUCUGCAAUUGAAAUCCACUGGAAUCUAGCAAUUUGGUAAUCAGAAUCACAAAAUUGUGCUUGGCACCCUAUUUUCGGAAGAGUGAGAGUGAGAGAGAUGAUUGUGAUUUGUGGUGAUAAUUGGAAUCCAUGUGAAAUAAAAUCACUUGGUUUUGCUAUGAUUAAAAAAAUAUCCAAUUUACAUCAAAUACACUCCUUCCAAACAUCCCAAUUACCAUUGAUUCACGCUCCCAAACAACCCCUUAUGUUCUCCAAUUAGGAGCCCUCCUGCUCCAUUCGCACAUGACAUCCUCAUUAGAACACCCUAAAAUCCAUUUUAAAGAGCACCCAACUUACAACCCGUUGAGACGAGUCUACUCAACUUGGUAAGAUUUCAAGCUGAGUUUCUUGAAAACUUGUUGACGAGAUUGACUCAGGUGAGUCUUGGCAGGACUCAUCGAGUGGCUCAUAAACUCAGUUGAUUCAACGGGAUUCAACCUAGUAACUCGUCUGGUCAAUUGGAGUUUUGGCAAAAUUCAAGAAAAGCAAAGCUUAGAACUCGAACGAAUGACCCGUUUCCAAAGUGAACAGACCAACCCAACAAGUGCUACAAUUGUGGC
Molecule: messenger RNA, 5571 nt
Organism: Magnolia sinica
Lineage: Eukaryota; Viridiplantae; Streptophyta; Magnoliopsida; Magnoliales; Magnoliaceae
Product: P-loop NTPase domain-containing protein LPA1 homolog 2-like
Exons: 10
Coding region: 365-2560 (731 amino acids)
Source: RefSeq, a predicted model, not a curated record